AUGGCUCGCGUUGUACUCCUCGGCACGUGCGACACCAAACUUGAUGAGCUGCUCUUCUUACGCAAUGUCAUACGUGAGGCCAAAGUCGAAGUUAUGCUUGUGGACGUAGGGCGAUCGCCAACUACCCACGAAUCUAUAACAAUCCCGCAAACAGACCUCCUAAGAAGAUAUGGCAAUGGCGACGACAUUGCUAAGAAAGAGCGAGGGGAAAUGGUCGAGACGAUGGCUAAAUACGCGACAAAGGCAGUUAAGUCCUUGUAUGAUGAGAGGUUCAUCCAAGGCAUUGUUGCUGCAGGAGGCUCGGGAGGCACCUCGAUAGCGGCCACGGUGAUGAGAGACGCGCUACCUAUCGGAUUUCCAAAGCUCAUUGUUUCGACAAUUGCGAGCGGCGACACCGGACACAUAGUUGGAGAGACAGAUAUUACACUCAUGUACUCUGUCGUGGAUGUUGCAGGCUUGAACGGAGUGUUAAGAAACGUUCUCAGCAACGCUGGGGCGGCGAUAGCCGGUAUGGCUCUUGGGCGUACUGCAGGAAGCUGGCAAGCAGAAUCGGCCACUAAGAAACGCGUCGGAAUCACAAUGUUUGGAGUUACCACACCUGCGGUCGACGAAAUUCGAAAACAUCUCGAGUCAAGGUAUGAUAUCGAAACUUUUGUAUUCCAUGCAACUGGCCAUGGUGGCAAGGCCAUGGAACGACUGAUCCACGAAGGCCGAAUCGAUGCUGUGCUUGAUCUGACAACGACUGAGAUAUGCGAUUACCUUACUGGUGGCGUGAUGAGCGCUGGACCAAACCGUCUCGAGGCUGCCGCUGCAGCUGGCAUACCCAAUAUCAUAUGCGUGGGCGCAACGGACAUGACAAACUUUGGUCCCAUGGACACCGUACCGGAGCGCUACAAAGAUCGGAAAUUGUACGAACACAAUCCCGUCGUAACCCUUAUGCGAACAUCCAAGGAGGAGGCUUCUCAAGUAGGCAAGUUCAUUGUGUCAAAACUGAAAUCCUAUGCGAAGGAUCCAAACGCUGUCCAGGUGUGGUUACCAAAGGGUGGGAUUAGCAUGAUUGCAAUUCCAGGUGGGCCCUUCGCAGAUGAGUAUGCGGACAUGGCGAUGUUUCAAGUCAUUGAGGACGGACUUGCAGACAGUGGCAUUGCAGUUAUCGAAGACAGUAGGGCUGUGAAUGAUGCAGGCUUCGCACGCGACAUAGCAGAAGCCCUCGUAGCGAAGCUGAUGCCCCGUCCGAAAUUAAGUCAAUGA
Ascochyta rabiei is the source of this 1251-nucleotide messenger RNA. RefSeq lists its product as uncharacterized. Lineage: Eukaryota; Fungi; Ascomycota; Dothideomycetes; Pleosporales; Didymellaceae. The transcript has a single exon. Bases 1 to 1251 code for a protein of 416 amino acids. The record is from RefSeq and is a predicted model, not a curated record.